UUUUUACCACGUUUUGCAGUUGCUAUUUUUACUGAUAUAAAUAUUUCGAAACACUAAACACUAAAAGAUCAUUUCGGUGGUUUUUAUUGAUAAUAAUUUUGGUAGAUUAGAUAUUGAAUUCAGGUGUGUCAAUUUUUAUAUUUUUAAACCCAAAUGUACACAUGAUAAAAUCCAUUUAUUAGCAGAACAUCGCGCGUUGAUCGUGUGCUUGACGUUGUACUUCUGCAUUAAUCUUAUGCAUGUACCUGUUUUCAGGCAUCUGAAAAGUGCAAACGAUGUCAGAUUUAGAUAUUUGCAAGUUGGCAUAUGAUGGCGAGUUUUCUGCCUUGAAAGAAAGAAUUGAAGCCGACAGGAGUGUGGUUAAUCAGUUGGACAAGAGUGACCGAGCAGUUCUUCACUGGGCAGCAUCUGGGAAACAUUUUGAAAUUGUACAGUAUCUUCUAGAGCUGAAGCCCCCACCAAACGUCAAUAUUAAAGAUGAUAGCAAUUGGACGCCACUGCACAUCGCAUCGUCAGUGGGCCAGGAGGAGAUUGUGACUGCCCUCAUAGGUCAAGGGGCAGAGGUCAAUGUAGCUAACAGGACAGGUCAGACACCCCUGCACUAUGCCGCAUCCAGGGACCGCCAAAGAAUAACAGAAAAACUGCUUGAGCAUGGUGCCGAUGCCAACAUUGGGGACCAGACUGGGGCGACCCCCAUGCACCGGGCUGCCUCCAAGGGGAACCUUGAGAUUGUCAAACUCCUACUCAACUACAACUGCAGGCUGGACUUGCAAGAUUGUGUUGGAAACACUCCACUCCAUUUGGCAUGUGAAGAGGAGAGGACGGAAGAGGCUACCUUGCUAGCGCAGCACGGAGCUCCAUUGCGCAUUCAGAACAAGGAGGAAAAGACGCCGUUGGCUCUGGCACCAAUAGGAUUGGCAAGGACACUGUCAAGUCUAAAAGACUGAGUGUUUUCCACACGGUUGGCAAUAUGAUACAUGCGUGACUGGGGAUGAAUACAGCUAUACAUGUAGAAUGUGCAAGUUUUGUUGAGGCUGAUCAAGGAAUGAGUGUCUCUGCUUCAGUGUGUCGGUGUUCGGACUCAAGACCAGGCCUUUAUGACACAAGAUCCCAUCCACAAGCUAAGACUCAUAUCUAUACCUUUCUCCAUAUGGACAUCUGUCAGAGGCGCUGUCUUACUGAGUGUAUGGUGAAUCUCUUCACCAGAUUUAAUCCAAAUGACCAUUACUGAAUGGCUAUGGAAACUGCUGUGGAUUUCUCCACAAAGGUUAGACACUGAGUGGCUUGCUUACUCGGUAGGAUGUUACAUGUAUGUAUUUCUGUCGCAUCAGUUGCUUGCGAAAGGCGAGUAAUAUUCCAAAGUUUGAGUAUACCAACUGUAUGCCAUUCAGUGUACUUUGAAUGUCCAAACAUUUUCCCAGAUGCAACCAAAACCGUUGCUAACACAUUUUUGGACUUGAAAUUUUGACAUCAGAAAGCCUUGUAUCACAGUGAUCAUAACUCUUUGUCCUAUAUUCAUCAAUUUCAAAACCUGGAGCAAAUCUUGAGGGCAAAAUUUCACAUGUUCACCGGAGUCCCAUUUUAAACACUCCCAGUCAAACCAUUGUCGAGCCUUUGGUUCACCAACAUUGCUGCUUGCGUUUUCUGCCUCUCCUGUGGUCACCUCCUUUUCUCACAUUUCCCUAUCGUUCAUGUCAUUGUUCCAAGGUUCCCCCUGUAAUGUACCUCGAUAUGAAGCCUGGCAGGCAGCUUUUCAGAACCAGCAGUGAAACUGUACUCCGGACCCUUGUUCCAAAUAAUGUACUUGGCUAGAUUUGUCCAACCUUUCUGUAUUCAAAUGGAGUUACUUGAGCUGUGGUUCACCAUAUCAUUGGUUCUGGAACUCAACUCUGGGUGUUGGUUCGGGCUGCUUUGGGGGCAGGAAGCGCAAGCAUGUCAUCAAAUGCUAAGUGGAUCACAAAUGAAUGGGAAAAAAGAUACAGCUACAGUGUUUCACCACAAAAAGGUGUUUAUUUAUUGGUCCGUGUAUUCCGAGUACAUGUAUAUAUAUUAACCUGUUCUACACAGAUACACUUUAUGUACAGUUCAAUGAACGAUCUCAAAUCUUCUACCAGUUCAAUCUCACUGGAACUGGAUAUUAGCGGUAGAGUGGAAUGUGUAAGCAUGCAGGCUCCGAAACAAACCGGCUUAACCUAGUUGUAUUUGAGUUGAAGCCGUUGGGGGUUUUAGAUUAUCUCGUGCAGUGCUUAAUUUUCGUUACUGCAGCUUCAAAUGCUGCAGUUUCACCACUCAAAAACUGUCACACUCGGCGGUGUUGAGUACUUCAACAAUUUUUAUAACUCAGCUGGAAAGUGCCCUGUUUAGAAUCAAUCAAACUUUGCCAGACUGCAUGUAGCUGCUGAGUAAUUUUUUCAUAACCUGCAAAUUGGAUGUGACAAAAAGACCGACAGCUACUAAACGGUGAUUGACAUUUACUCAAGGCAUUUUCAGCUGACCAGCAUCAUGAGUCUGGUGAACAUCUUCAGAAAGUCUUUCUGCCAGCCCUGUGAAAGUCAGUAACAACAUUGUCCCCAGAAGUUUUACAUGGGGAUUUUGUGCCCUGUAAAAAUUUAAUUAGAAUUUCAAUAGAAGUCAUUACUACGCUGCUGAAUUUUCCAGUGGUUUACAUUUAGUAGUACAGUAUUCUUACCAGAUCAACUUUGGAUUAUUAAACUUCAGACAGGACUUUAAGGCCAUCUGUAUAGGGUGGAGU
Acanthaster planci (crown-of-thorns starfish) is the source of this 2752-nucleotide messenger RNA. RefSeq lists its product as uncharacterized. The record is from RefSeq and is a predicted model, not a curated record. Gene Ontology annotation, molecular function: protein binding. NCBI's taxonomy places the organism in Eukaryota, Metazoa, Echinodermata, Asteroidea, Valvatida, Acanthasteridae.